Messenger RNA from Ictalurus furcatus (blue catfish), 844 nucleotides. RefSeq names its product cerebellin-1. NCBI's taxonomy places the organism in Eukaryota, Metazoa, Chordata, Actinopteri, Siluriformes, Ictaluridae. Bases 102 to 752 code for a protein of 216 amino acids. The transcript is spliced from 4 exons. The record is from RefSeq and is a predicted model, not a curated record. Gene Ontology annotation, molecular function: protein binding.
GUCAGCUUUUAUAAUACAACAUAAAGACAAAGCUGCAGUCGCUCUUAAGCUUAACCUGAGCUACACAAUCUGCAGUUGGGCUAAACAAAGUAAAAGUGAACAUGUUCGUGAUAAUCACACAGUUGGUUUUGCUGCUUUGUGCCUGGCGCGUUCAAACGCAGGAUUUCACUACGCCGAAGGUGGACAUUCUUGCUGAGCUAGCAAAAAUAAAAAACCUGGAAGAAAGAAUGAAGACGAUAGAGGAGACGAUGGAACAACUGAAGCUUGAGAAUGGCGUUCUGAAGACAACGGUCCAAACUUUGCAGGAUAAAGUUGAAUCACUGCAGAAUGAAAACGAAGCCAGGAAGGUCGCCUUUUCAGCAUCGCUUUUAGCUUCUGGACUGGGACAUGAAGGACCCCAUGUUUCUGUGCUCUCUCCGUUAAUCUACAAAAAAGUCGUCAUUAACAUUGGAAAUGGCUAUGACUCAGAUACGGGGAUUUUCACAGCACCAGUGAAAGGAGUUUACUAUUUCCGAUUCUACGCUCACUGUCACCCCGACAUCAGAAUGGCUGUCAGUCUGUAUAAAAACGGAACUGUUCAGUGCUCUGUGUUUUCCUGGAAACCCAUCACUAACGGCAACGCCAGCAACGGGAUCGUUUUAAAUCUAGAAAAAGGAGAUCAGAUCUACACGAAGCUUAGGGAUAAUACCUGGGUUUAUGAUGAUCCAGCAGGCUACACCAGUUUCGGAGGAUUUUUACUUUUCCCCCUGUGAAAUGGCGUCAUAAAUUGAUUUGAUUUUUAAUAUUUGUCUGGUAAACUGUGAUUGCAGUAAAUGGCACUAUUAAAUGGAUGCAUGAAAUCGAA